Molecule: messenger RNA, 2036 nt
Organism: Astyanax mexicanus (Mexican tetra)
Lineage: Eukaryota; Metazoa; Chordata; Actinopteri; Characiformes; Acestrorhamphidae
Gene: tubb4bl
Product: tubulin, beta 4B class IVb-like
Exons: 4
Coding region: 267-1601 (444 amino acids)
Biological process (GO): microtubule cytoskeleton organization; mitotic cell cycle
Cellular component (GO): microtubule; cytoplasm
Molecular function (GO): GTPase activity; GTP binding; structural constituent of cytoskeleton
Source: RefSeq, a predicted model, not a curated record
UCUCCGGCUUUUCUCUUUUUCUCGGUUGCCAUGGCGAUGACGUCAAGUUGCACCACGGGCUCCAAGCCCAGUAGGCGUGCGCGCGCGGGGAGAGGAGGGGUGGAGAGAGACAGAGAGAGAGAGAGAGAGAGAGAGAGAGAGAGAGAGAGAGAGAGAGCAUCUCAAACCACCUCCAUCCAGCGCUUUUAGCAGAGGCAGCGGCAGCAGCCUAGACCCCCGAGCUCGCGAGCAGUCAGUCAGUCAGUCAGUCAGCGCCCCUCAGCAUCAUGCGCGAGAUCGUGCACCUGCAGGCCGGCCAGUGCGGCAACCAGAUCGGCGCCAAGUUCUGGGAAGUGAUCAGCGAUGAGCAUGGCAUCGACCCGACUGGAGCGUACCACGGAGACAGUGAUUUGCAGCUCGACAGGAUCAGCGUUUACUACAAUGAGGCUACAGGUGGCAAGUAUGUACCCCGUGCCAUUCUUGUGGACCUGGAGCCCGGCACCAUGGACUCUGUGCGUUCCGGCCCUUUCGGACAGAUCUUCAGACCAGACAACUUUGUGUUUGGCCAAAGCGGUGCUGGCAACAACUGGGCGAAGGGUCACUACACAGAGGGAGCAGAGCUGGUAGAUUCAGUGCUGGAUGUUGUGCGUAAGGAGGCCGAGAGCUGCGACUGCCUGCAGGGCUUCCAGCUCACACACUCUCUGGGUGGAGGCACCGGCUCCGGCAUGGGUACCCUCCUCAUCAGCAAGAUCCGUGAAGAGUACCCCGACCGCAUCAUGAACACAUUCAGCGUGGUGCCCUCGCCCAAAGUGUCCGACACCGUGGUGGAGCCUUACAACGCCACCCUGUCCGUGCAUCAGCUGGUGGAGAACACUGACGAGACAUACUGCAUCGACAACGAGGCUCUCUACGACAUCUGCUUCCGCACCCUCAAACUGACCACGCCCACUUACGGCGACCUCAAUCACUUGGUCUCUGCGACCAUGAGCGGCGUAACCACCUGCUUGCGCUUCCCAGGUCAACUCAACGCCGAUCUCCGCAAACUGGCCGUCAACAUGGUGCCCUUCCCCCGUCUGCACUUCUUCAUGCCCGGCUUUGCACCCCUCACCAGCAGGGGGAGCCAGCAGUACCGCGCCCUGUCCGUUCCCGAGCUCACACAGCAGAUGUUCGACGCCAAAAACAUGAUGGCCGCCUGCGACCCUCGCCACGGCCGCUACCUGACCGUGGCCGCUGUCUUCCGCGGACGCAUGUCCAUGAAAGAGGUGGACGAGCAGAUGCUCAACGUCCAGAACAAGAACAGCAGCUACUUCGUCGAGUGGAUCCCCAACAACGUCAAGACCGCCGUUUGCGACAUCCCACCCCGUGGCCUCAAGAUGGCCGCCACCUUCAUCGGUAACAGCACGGCCAUCCAGGAGCUGUUCAAGCGCAUCUCCGAGCAGUUCACCGCCAUGUUCCGCCGCAAAGCCUUCUUGCACUGGUACACCGGCGAGGGCAUGGACGAGAUGGAGUUCACCGAGGCUGAGAGCAACAUGAACGACCUGGUGUCUGAGUACCAGCAGUACCAGGACGCCACAGCCGAGGAGGGCGAGUUCGAGGAGGAGGGCGAAGAGGAAGUCGCCUAAAUUGCGAAAAAAAAAAAGAUCUAUGGCCGAAUGCUGGUGCACCACAACAGAACACACCCCAUCAAACUCCUGAAUCCUCUGAAUCAUACCUCCCUCCCUUAUCAUGAAUUGUGAUGAAUUGUGUUGGCAAAAGAGGCAAAGCGGUUUUCUACAUCUUUUUUAAAAAACCUCAACUCUUGGUCUCAUUGUCUCAUGGUCUCAUGGUCAUUCCGAUUUGGCAUUGACAGUGACAUUUUCAAUCAAUCGUAUUGCAAGUAUUGUUCGGUUUGACUUUGUGUUUUUGUACAUUGUGAAUGAAUGCACUUCACCAUCAUCUCCCCCUCACACAUUGCUUUGCAGUCAAGUAAAAAUAAUGUGGUUUUAACUGUGAAGCCUUCAGAUCUGAAAGGUAUUUCUGUCCAAUUGUGUCUGAAUAAAGGCUAAUUCUACACCCUU